AUGUUCGCGGCCCUGAAAGCAUCCGCUACGCGACACGCCACGAAACCCGCUGCUUCAGCCGUCCCGUCGAUCUCGAGGCAUUCACGAUGCGUACAUCCACUGGCAGUGGACUGGAGCGGAUUCGUUGGACAUGUGCCCCCGGUGACGGCAAACCUUGUUCCCAUUGUAAUUGAGCAGACUGGCCGGGGCGAGAGGAGUUAUGACAUAUUUUCUAGGCUGUUGCGCGAGCGGGUCAUAAUGCUUUACGGACCGAUCAGAGAUACAGACUCUGCUCUGACGGUCGCACAACUACUCUUCUUGGAAGCUGAAGAGACGUCUAAACCAAUCCAUAUUUACAUCAACUCCCCCGGAGGCAGCGUAACGGCCGGUCUGGCCAUUUACGAUACGAUGCAAUACGUCUCUUCCCCCAUUCACACAUAUUGCAUCGGUCAAGCGUGCUCAAUGGGUUCAUUACUUCUCGCUGCUGGGGAGAAGGGGAAACGGCACGCACUCCCGAACUCGAGCAUCAUGAUUCACCAACCCUCGGGUGGUGCCUCGGGACAAGCCAGCGACAUUGCCAUACAUGCGAAGGAGAUUCUGCGCGUCCGGGAAGUGCUGACGGGGAUCUACCAAAAGCACUGCGGUCAUGAGGGAGAGUCUGUGCAAGACGGGAUGGACCGCUUUGAGAAAGCCCUUGAGCGAGACUACUUCAUGACAGCUCAAGAAGCUCUCCAGUUCGGGAUCGUUGACAGGGUACUCGAGAAACGCCCGCAUAUAGAGAGCGUUUGA
Messenger RNA from Epithele typhae, 768 nucleotides. Its product is annotated as Clp protease-domain-containing protein. Gene Ontology annotation, cellular component: endopeptidase Clp complex. Bases 1 to 768 code for a protein of 255 amino acids. The transcript is spliced from 7 exons. Lineage: Eukaryota; Fungi; Basidiomycota; Agaricomycetes; Polyporales; Epitheliaceae. Gene Ontology annotation, molecular function: ATP-dependent peptidase activity; ATPase binding; serine-type endopeptidase activity. Gene Ontology annotation, biological process: protein quality control for misfolded or incompletely synthesized proteins. The record is from RefSeq and is a predicted model, not a curated record.